ACUUUGUUGGUCAAAGUGGAUAUUGACAGAACCUUUGUUUUCCCAGAAUAAGGAAGGCCCUGCAAUGUUUAUCAUGAACUUUUGUGGGGCAAAUACGAUGUUUCUUUAAGCAUUUCCGUCUUUAUAAUCCGCAGCAAAAUCUUAUUCUUCUGAGGAGUGAGUUAUGUGAUUGGGGUCGAGGACCUCGAUUUUCACAAUGUCGUCAAGUAGCAGCAGUAGCAAAAGCCAACCAUGUGCACAAAGUGCGCAAUCCCUACCUAAAACAGGAGGUCCAUCAAAUGGAGCGGGACAGCAGCCUGCAACUCUUCUCUCAACACUUUGCAGUGUUCUGUGCCUUAUCAGUGCAGUUCUCAUUGCUUUCACUGCUUUUCGCAACACACUAACAUGGCAUUUGCAACGUUUUUGGGGAGCAUCAGGAGACUUUUGGCAAGCAAUAUGGGAUCUUUUGCUAGAUUCAAUUGGAGAGGAUCCAAUCACGCUCUGGGUGUAUGGGAGCCAUGUUGUAACCAUAGCAGUGUACUGGAUUUUUGGAGCUAUUUACACAAUUCUGGAUGUCACAAACAAACCAAGUGCACUCCGCCGAUACAAAAUACAACCUGGUACUAAUGAGCCUGUCGAUAGACAGCGUUUACUAAAAGUCAUUGGUUGUGUUUUAUUCAACCAAAUCAUUGUGGGUCUCCCUGUGAGCUACUUGUGCUAUAUGUUGAUGGAAUGUAGGGGAUAUCCAUCUCUUAGGGAAUUACCCACAUUCCACUGGGUUCUUGCAGAGAUGGCUGUCCACAUCUUAAUGGAAGAAGUAGGAUUUUAUUAUUCACACAGGCUCCUGCACAGUCGCUAUUUAUACAAACAUAUCCACAAACGACAUCAUGAGUGGACUGCUCCAGUUGCUGUAACAGCCAUCUACUGUCACCCCCUGGAGCAUAUAUUUAGUAACCUACUCCCACCAAUGCUUGGAGUGUUCCUAAUGGGCUCUCAUGUCGCAACAGCAUGGCUAUGGUUUUCUAUGGCCAUUCUUUCAACAUUGAAUGCCCAUUCUGGCUACCAUUUGCCAUUUUUCCCUUCCCCAGAGGCUCAUGACUUUCAUCAUUUGAAGUUUAAUCAGUGCUUUGGUGUUUUAGGAGUUCUUGAUCGGUUUCACGGAACAGAUUCUCUGUUUAGAAAUUCAAGGUGCUACAACCGGCACAUUAUGAUGCUGAGUCUAAUUCCUGCCAGAGAAAUAUUUCCCGAUGAAACGAAAGGGAAAGGUAAAUGAGUUUUGUGGAAUCAGAGAUGGAUUAAUGUGAAAUGAAAGCAAUCAUGUUAAGAUCUAUUGCAUAUAGUCCAAAAAAUUCCUUAGUGUUGAUUUGUAAAAGUAUAUAUGCCCUUCAGAUAGAUUAUCAUACUUACCUUCACCACCUUAUGGUAUACUUUUAAUGUUCUUAGUAAUUUUUUUCUAAAUAUCUUAUCAUUGUUAUUAUUUUAUUUUAAAUGCUUAAAUUCAUUAAGUUUAAGGGUUCAAGUUAUGAGUGCGUUUAAUGCUGUUUUGCUUAUACACAUUCUGUAACAAUCGGUAACAAUACUCAUUGAAUUCAAAGUCUUCAUUUCUGGUUUUCUUAUUCAUUUUGGACAAUGAUUGAUAACUAAAUUUAUAUAUAGUCCCUGCUUGUUCACUUUGUUUUUACAGCACACUUAUUUGUGUUAGUUCAAUUUGUUAUCAAGACAUAUCUGACGAACCCAGAUUUAGAUGAAUCCGAUCUCUUCUGGAGCUUUUGAGAUUAAGCCUUUAUCAUCUCUGUUCAAAUUAUACAUAGAAGCAUUUAGUCAAAUGUGUGUUGUAGAUCAACUCUAGCUGAACCUCGGUAGUUACAAUCAAUUAGCUAAUUAGCUAUUGUCCCUUCUGGCACAUUAAUAAUGUGACUGUUAAAUUUGUUGCCAUAACCCUUCUAUUUUUAAUCUUCCAAUAUUCUUCUCCCACUUACAAAAAUACUAUUUUUCUAAAAUAGUUCACAUGUGUUCUUUCAAAUUGAGCGUAGCAACCUGAUCAUCUAACAAAUGGUCUUUUCAAGUAAACCCUGUUAACUAUCAAACUGAGCCUACACAUUAAAUCUAGUUUGCCCACACAGAGGGUAGAAAAUGUCAUGUGAUAUCCUUUGGCACCAAUUCUCUCAGUCACUUAAAUUUUGGCAUUUUUGUCAAAUUUUGACAAAUUUAGUAAUUUUGACUGUCAAAAAUGAUGUCAAAGGAUGUCACAUGACAUUCUUCUAUUUCUGGGCAACUACAGUCCACAAAUAAAAAUUCCAUGUUAUUCAAUAUUAAUCCCAGAGCUUUUGAGCAGCUGCGCUCAAAAAGUUUUGUGUGUAUUUUCAUAUAUGUGAGGUCAGUCAAUGAUCGUUGAUCAUUGGUAUGCAGUAUUUCCAAGCUUAAAUGAAUAAUAACAAAUUUAUAACUUCCAUAUUUUUCAAUCUUUAUAAUUAAACAGAAGUAUCUCUUCAGCAAAGUUCUGGCUUAUUUUUAUUGCUCUAUGUAGUUUGUCGGAGACACAAACAUACUUCCGUUUUCACUCUGAUAUGAGAUAAGAUUCAUUGUUCAUGACAAAACAUACCUAGUUACCUCUAGUUGCUUCCCUGAUAUUAUCUCAUAGCUGUAGAUCUCUAAGUGUAGCUAUCAUCAUAUUUUAAAGUAGUUUUCAGUUCUGUAUAACUCCAAAUUUUCUGAAAUGUUAUUGUUAUAUUUGCUUUGUAGCUCACACUGUACUUAGAAUUUGUACUUGGGUGUGCAUUGAAUAUCGUAAAUGCUUUUGGCUUUGUUAAACAUCUGUAGGUGCCAUGUCAAUCUGGAUUUUAAAUGUUGUUUUGUAGCUCUAGUACCUCUGCAGUCAAGUAAGUAAAUUAGGCUGUGAUGUAAUGGAAUGCACAUUAUGAAAAGAGUUUUUAGUGGACUCUUGCCUUGCAUGUGAAACAUGUGAUAUAAUGACAUGAGAUAAGACAGAUAAAAGCUUCACUUGUUAUUUGAAUUAGACUCUCAAGUACUAUUUUCUUGUCUGUCUCAGAUGACUCAUAUGACUGAAACAAAUAUGCAAGGCAAGUAUGCCAGCUUGCAUGGUUGAAUGAGAAAGAAUAAUAGUAGAAGUUGCCUAAAAUUUCUGAGUGUUUAUCAUUUUGUUAAGGAUGGUACAAGUAUGACAUAAGAUUUGUGGUAUAUUGGCUGCAGAGUUACAUUUAAAUCUGUUUUGUUUUAAUUGAUUUUUUCUGUUGCUAAAUGUCAAUUCUGUUUUUCAUUGAUCUAUCUCUUCUUUCUUUUUUUUUUCUUUUUUUUAAACAAACCUUUAUUUACCUGAAUUGUGAUUCCUCAGUCUGUGAUUUAUGGAUGGCACUUUUUAAGCAUGUAUUAUUGCUUUAAUCUAUGAUAUCUCACUCAAAUAGUGUCUUACUGAAUAUUUUAAAGAUACAAAAUUUUGAUAUUAGCAUUAUUUAUUAUGUCAUCUUAAUAGUUCUAAUUGAAGCAUUGCACAUUCACAUUUUCUACCCUCACCCUAUGACUUUAGAUCUAGUGCCCGGAAAACGGAGUUCAAUAAAUGGUAUGCUUCUCACACACCCUAUAUGCUACAGUCCAAACAAAAAAAUUGGAAUCAGGAAGGUAUCUUUGCGUUGAUUGCAAACUUUUCCACAGCAAGAUAGGAUAAAUGAAUUUUGCGCAUAAUUUCCUCAGCAUUACAAAUAAAAUUACACACACAGUGAAAAGUAAAUGCUGCACUUUAACUGUGCUGCUGGUCCUUUGAAUGGAAUGAAUGUUAAUGGCUGAAGUAAUUUAAGUAUUCUACAUUUUUACAUUUAAUGUAGCACUUCUGGGAACUACAUGAUCAAAAUUGAAGAAAAACAUUCUUACAUAAUUGUACUGUAUUUUCAUUUAGUACUUGUUUCACAUAUACUUAAUUACAGUUCAAGCAAGACAGAAUUUAUACCAUUAUGUACAGUAUACAAUGACAAAAUAAAUGUAAUAAUUGUUUA
Molecule: messenger RNA, 3986 nt
Organism: Frankliniella occidentalis (western flower thrips)
Lineage: Eukaryota; Metazoa; Arthropoda; Insecta; Thysanoptera; Thripidae
Product: fatty acid hydroxylase domain-containing protein 2
Exons: 7
Coding region: 197-1252 (351 amino acids)
Biological process (GO): sterol biosynthetic process
Molecular function (GO): iron ion binding; C-4 methylsterol oxidase activity
Source: RefSeq, a predicted model, not a curated record